This is a messenger RNA of Ectocarpus sp. CCAP 1310/34, 3685 nucleotides long. NCBI's taxonomy places the organism in Eukaryota, Phaeophyceae, Ectocarpales, Ectocarpaceae. The record is from the annotation of a GenBank genome assembly.
ACGCCCACCGACCUCUCAAACAUCGAUACGCUCCGGGAGUCUUGCCGCACUCCCGACCACGCUCGCAUGUGGGCACCGGGCGAUUUCGUGCCGGCGCACCUCCAGACAGCCGCCGAUUUCUGGAGCGAGGAGAUUCUGCUAGAAACGGCCGAGAGUGACAGAGCCACCCUUUUAGGUUGGGUGGAAGGCGUGAAUCUCCACGAUUUCAUAGACAAAAACUCGAGGGGCGUGUUCCAAGGCCUGGCGUAUGAUGGGUCCGACAUCACCGCAGCGCACUUUCCAAACCAUGUUCCCGACGAGCAUGCGGCAUGGGUUACAAGUGAGGUCGCCGCACUGGCUGCGACGGGGUGUAUCGCGAAAUGGCGAGACGUAGCGGACGUGGCCAUUCAUCCCAAGCCUCACUUGGUGCUCCCACUAGGAGUAGAGCCGAAGAAACCUCGGCUGAUUUGGGACGCUCGAUGGUUAAAUCUCAUGUGCCUCCACAGCCCUUUCAGCAUGGAUGGCGUAGGCAAGGUCGCUCAAUGUGCGUGGCAAGGAGCUCACCAAGUCACUAUUGAUCAUAAGGCAGGGUACCACCACGUCGCUCUUGACCCUGACUCGUGGCAGUAUUUCGGUUUCGAAUGGGAAGGCGAGAUGUACGUGUUUACAGUACUCGCUUUCGGAUGGUGUUCGGCCCCUUUCAUUUACUCCUCUCUUUCGGAAGCGGUAGCUCGGUACUUGCGAGCCAGGGACAUCCCCGUACUCACAUGGAUAGACGAUUUUUACCUGACCAAUUUCAGGUCCACCCGGAUGCUUAGUUCAAAGGAGCAAUUUCAGGCCGCCCUGACUGCUGCGUACGUAGCUCUAGAGGUGUUCUACCGAGCGGGCUACUUCCUUUCGAUCAAAAAGUCUGAGCUCUCUCCUACCACUUGUCUGGUUUUUCUCGGCAUUAUCUGUGAUGCCGAGCGCGGGCGUUUUGAAGUCCCCGAAGACAAACUCGCCAAACUCGAUGCAAUCCUGACCGACGCCAUCUCUUCACAAGUGAUUUCUUUUCAGAUGUUAGAGAAGCUCGUGGGCAAGUGCGUUAGCCUUUCCGUAGCGGUCCCUGUCGCGGCUCUCUACACGCACCAUAUGUAUAAAAGCCUGACCGUUUAUCAGCGUACGGGGGGCCGUAGACCCAACAUGGACAUCGACAUCUCACCUAAUGGGGGUCUUAUGUUCGAGAUGCAGCGUUGGUUGGAAGUGCGCAAGAAGUUCAACGGUGCCUCAUGGUACCGCGCUGAACAUAAACUGCUGUCUCUUACGGGGGCGUCUGACGCCUCGUCACGUGGAUGGGGCGGACUCAUUAGGAGCCCUGGCCAGCCGAUUUUCAAGGCAGGAGGAGAUUUCCCGCCACAGAUGGCGCACGAACAUAUCAACGUGCAAGAGGGCUACGCUUUGCAGCAGCUGUUGCAUCUGUUUUCUGACGACCGCCCCACCCGUCUCGCGGGGUCGACACUCGUUUCGGACGUCGAUAGUAAGGUUUUGCACGACGCAUUUCGACGAGGUCGUGCCUCGAAUACUCUCAUGCACGACGUGAUUACGGAUCUGUUUUGGUUACAAAUCGAGCAAGAUUUCACGCUUAAGCUCCGAUGGGUGAGCUCUAAGGCGAACGCAGAGGCCGACCGUAUCUCCAGGCCGGGGUCGGACGACUUUGUUAGGAUCGACGAGCAGACGUUUGGCGAGUUGUGUCAGUGGGCAGGGGAGACGGUUACCAUGGACCUGAUGGCCACGCCGGCAUCCGUUCAUAAAACGUGGGACGCUCGCGGAUGCACGGAAGCGGAUUUGCCCUUUUAUUCUCGCUAUCACACUCCCGGUUGCGCAGGAGUGGAUGUGCUUACGCACGAUUUGAGGUUCAUGCCGGGGUCAGCGACACAAGAGUGUUUCGGUUUCUGUUUCCCGCCAACCAGUAUGGUCGGAGUGUUUUUGCAGCAUCUUGAGGAAUGCCAGGCGCGGGCAAUAGUGGUAGUCCCCGACCACAAGCAGUAUUGGUUCCCUCGCAUGGCGAGUGCUGCUCGCAAAUCGCGGAAGUUGUCGGUCUGUGGAGGUGUGUCCCCUUUCUUUCGAGUGCACCACCAGCGAGGGUCAGAGCGCUUCCAUUUCAAGCGAUGGGACAUGGUGGCGGUCGUGGUUGAUUUCACCAAACAUUAAAGAUGCGAGAUUUUUCCGUUCGUCGCCUGGACUAGCUAAAAUUGCGUGCAUGGUCAUGCUCAAUUGAUGCUUUUCUCUCAUAUAUAUCACAUUUAUUUUAUCAGGCCAUCAAGACUAUUUUCAACGCCCUCGCCAUCAUCGCGGACAUCCUAGCAGCGGUCGUUCGUCCUAGGAAAGAGGUCAACAACCAGAGGGAUAUCUCUUGUCCGCUCAUCAGAAUGUCGGCGUCGACGGCACGGGUUCUAUGCCCGCAAUGCUAUGGCGAAAAUGAUGAGCCCUUUCGUUUCUGCCAGUGGUGUGGACAGUCGGUGUUACAAAAACAGACUUGCACGAGUAUUCCGCUAAAGCUCAAUGAAGAGGCCAUCUCAAAACGGUUCUCGCAGUUCACCACUGCAUGCGCAGCAAAAGCAUCCGCGAAGAGUAGGUCCGCUACAUGGGCUUUGUUUAGCAAGUUCUUAGCAUCUAGAAAGCAUGGCGCUGUUCCCAUUGAACGCGCCCAACCCACAGACGUAGUGGAGUUCCUGUGCUGGUUGGACUCUAGUGGUACGCGACGACGAACUGUGGUUCAUGCUCGAAAUUGCGCAGCGGUCGGUACCAAGGACCUCGCCUCAUGUUCCACGGAAGAAGGGGAGUGUAAUCUUCGUUAUGCUUUCGACUCGCUUCGCACAAACCAUGUCUCGAAGUUAUCAAUGGUAUUUGAGAAAGAGUUGGGAGUGGUCAUACCGUGGAGUAGUACCUUACAGGUCGGUAACCCGGUGCGAAGCGAGCUCGUCGCGCAAUACAUGUCUUUCACUACGAGCGAACAAAAGCAAGCAGGCGUAGUGGUCAAACAAGCGCCUGUGGUUCUCAAGGGCCAUCUCGAACGGAUCAUAUUCCCGAUGCAGGUCAAGCUACAGAACGCAUCCACGGAUAUGGAACGGCUUACGCUAGCGAGAGAUCUGACUUUCUUUGCGGUAGCUUUCAGUACCACCAAGCGAGGAGCGGAACUCAUGAACAUCCUGAUUCAGCGUAUCCUCAGACUCCCGAACAAAAGCGGGCUCAUGUGUAAUUUUCAGUGGGGUGGGCUGGGAUAUGACAUCAGGGUACCUUUUCUCAGAUGUCUCCAUGGGAACACAUGGUGAAGCGUUAAGGGGUAGUUUGCCUGUAACGACCACUACGAUGUCCUGCGCGCUCAAGCAAUACGCAAUCGCAGCGGGCGAGACACAAGAGUUUUCUCUACACUCCUUUCGCUCAGGAGGAGCAGUGUCACGAGCCUUGGCAGGAGAUUCGCUGUCGACCAUCAUGCAGAGAGCAUACUGGAAGAGUCCAAACACGGCGUGGAGGUACAUGAGGCUCAUGGAGGUAAUUGCCCCCGGAUCGGAAGGAGCAAGCAAGAUCACGGGGGUCACGGAGGACCAGUACAGACAGCUGAAUGAGUUUGGUCUGAGCGAGCAAAGCCGGCAUUUGGCCGCAUUUAGCGGAAAGCCGUUGCUGUAAGGAAUGUUUUUCCGUUCGGACAAUUAAUUGUAAUCGUCCU